Coccinella septempunctata (seven-spotted ladybird) is the source of this 1037-nucleotide messenger RNA. RefSeq names its product alpha-tocopherol transfer protein-like. The record is from RefSeq and is a predicted model, not a curated record. NCBI's taxonomy places the organism in Eukaryota, Metazoa, Arthropoda, Insecta, Coleoptera, Coccinellidae. Gene Ontology annotation, molecular function: phosphatidylinositol bisphosphate binding. The transcript is spliced from 7 exons. Gene Ontology annotation, cellular component: membrane. The coding region runs from base 89 to 973 and encodes 294 amino acids.
AAAACUUGGUGUAAGUCCCAGUUUUUAUCGUUACGGUGUGAAAUUCGGUUCGGUUCCUCGAUAAGUUGUCUUUUCGAAUCGGUUCGAAAUGUUCGACGUUGAGAAGGAGUACGAGAAGAACCCCCAGCUCAAGAAGGAGGACGUGGAGAGCCUGAGGUCCUGGGCUGAAAAACAACCCCAUCUACCGAAAAUUAGUGAACUCCAGUACAUACUUUUCCUUCAAAGUUGCUACUACAGCAAUGAACAGGCUAAAUCUGCUAUUGAAAACUUUUUCACCAUCAGAACCCUGUGCAGGGAUAUAUUCGCCAAUGGAAACCCCAAAGAUCCAGCAAUACAAAUGGCCUUAGACGUUGGAUUGGUCACGAUCCUACCAAAAGUGGCCCCCAGCGGCUACAAAGUGGUCUUCAUGAAACUCCUGGACACCAACCCCGACAAAUACAUCCUCCUCGACGAACUGAGGAUGUUCGACAUGGUCAUAACGCUCCUGAUGAACCUUCAGGGCACCAACGAAGGCCUCCACAUCGUGUUCGACUUCGAGGGAUCCACCUUCGCUCACCUGUUGAAGUAUACGUCCCUCACCGCCAAGAAAUACUUGUUUUACGUCCAGGAAGCGUUGCCUAUAAGGCUGAAGGACAUCCACAUCAUCCACGCCCCUACUUGGAUCGACAGAGGAUUGGCGAUUGUUAAGCCUUUGAUCAAGAAAGAACUCUUCGACAUGAUUAAUAUACACACAACUAUGGACACAUUCUACAAGAAAGUACCCCAAGAGAUGCUUCUAAAAGACUUUGGAGGUACCCUUGAACCCUGCAAAGUUUUGGGAGAGCAAAUGAGGGCCAUGUUGGAGAAAAACGAGCAAUUCUUCAAGGACCAAGAAGCACAAAUCACCGACGAAUCCAAAAGGGUCGAGAAAUCUACAGAUUUGAACAAAAUUUUCGGUCUUGAAGGCACUUUCAAGAAGUUAGAGGUCGACUGAAACCUAUAUCUUGAAUUUUAUUUAUUUAGAAUUGUUAUGGUAUCCAAUACAUGUUAAAGUUUCA